UGGUCGGAGACUGCGCGACGACGAGCAGAGAAGCUCCCAUGGCGGAGGCAGCACCAGAGCAGCGGAGCCCCGCAACCCCCCGCCCAGUCCGAUGCAUCGUGAAGCUAGGCGGAGCGGCCAUCACGAACAAGGGGGAGCUGGAGAGCAUCGACGAGGGGAGCCUGCGGUCGGCGUGCGCGCAGCUGCGGCAGGCCAUGUCCGGCGACGCCACACCGGAGAAGGCCAUGGGGAUGGACUGGAGCAGGAGGCCCGGCGAUCCGGCCGACCCGGCCGUGGACACGGACGGGUUCAGGGAUAUGGCUGGGCUGGGGAUCGACACCAACUUCAUCGUCGUCCACGGUGCCGGUUCUUUUGGUCACUUCCAAGCAAGUAGAUCUGGAGUCCAUAAGGGAGGGUUGCAUACACCCCUGGUGAAGGCUGGCUUUGUGGCUACCAGAAUUUCUGUGACUUCUCUCAACCAAGAAGUCGUUAGAGCCUUGGCAAAAGGUACACUACAUGGAAAUGAAGACUACUGCACUUUAUGCUAAUAACUCAGCUGCAUGCUUACUAUGAACGAUUACCUUCCAUUGGAUUGUCACCAUUUGCUUGUGGAUGAUCUACUCAGCAAAGGAAGGUGAGCAAACUAGAGGAUUGCCGCAUCUUUGAUAGACUACU
Lolium rigidum is the source of this 654-nucleotide messenger RNA. RefSeq names its product isopentenyl phosphate kinase-like. Gene Ontology annotation, cellular component: cytosol. The record is from RefSeq and is a predicted model, not a curated record. Lineage: Eukaryota; Viridiplantae; Streptophyta; Magnoliopsida; Poales; Poaceae. The transcript has 5 exons. Bases 39 to 527 code for a protein of 162 amino acids.